This is a messenger RNA of Musa acuminata subsp. malaccensis (wild Malaysian banana), 1240 nucleotides long. Lineage: Eukaryota; Viridiplantae; Streptophyta; Magnoliopsida; Zingiberales; Musaceae. The record is from RefSeq and is a predicted model, not a curated record.
AUGGUGGCGGUGACGGUGGUGGAGGAAGAGAUACGAGUCAUGGAGCAGAACCCCUGUACGAAAACUACAGUAUUUAAAUGUCUUAAUCUUUCAUCAAAGUCAUUAAGACUAUUUUUGUCAGAUGAUGAAGUAUUGAACAAAGACUACCUGAAUUUUGACCAGACCAACAGCAAGAUGAAGAAUAAUGAUGCUGAAGAUGAAAGAGACACAGGUUUCCAAACUGGUAGAGUGCAACCAAUUGAAGACCACAAAGUUAAAGAUGAUUUGAAGCCUGAUGUUACUGAUAACAACCAAAAGCAACUUAGGGAGGAUAAGAUGUCAAGGAUGGAGUGCAAGUCGAAGGACGACACUAGCCCGCGGGUGAAGGUGUUCGGCGUCCAUGCGGCCGAGGAGGAGGCCGGUCAUGGAUCCGAUUCGUCGUCAUCCACGACCACCACCGCUGCGGCACCCGGCGGGGCUGGGGACGGCGGAGACGGCCGCAAGUACGAGUGCCAGUUCUGCUGCCGCGAGUUCGCGAACUCGCAGGCGCUGGGCGGCCACCAGAACGCGCACAAGAAGGAGCGGCAGAGGCUGAGGCGCGCCGUGCAGAUGCAGCACCGCCAGGGCGUCGUCGGCUGCUUCCGGCAGCCGGCCGGCGUCCUGUGCCCCAGGAACCCCAUAGUGUCGGCCUUCGCGCCGCCGGCCCACCUCUUCCCGGACUCUUCCGCUGCCGGCGGGCCCCCCACCGGAUGGGUCUACUUCUCCCGCGAGCCGUCUGCGCCGGCGCCGGCACCGUCGCCGCCCUUCCACGUGUCGCACGGCUGCGUCUUCCCCUCCUCCUCCGGUGCCCGCGUGCCCCCCGUCACGCCCCUCUACUCCUUCUCCGCCACCGGCUACGGCGGAGAUGCCCGUGGCGGGCGGCUCUACGACGACAGCUCCGUCACGGGGCCGACCUCGUUCGCGAGGUUCACGGUCUCAGGCCCGGGCAAGAUGGUGACGGACUCGGCCAGAGCAGACGACUCGGUCGGGUUGGACCUCCAACUCAGCCUGGCACCUGCCGGGUCAUGACCUCUCUCUCUGAUUCCCAUCUCUCAUAUGAUGAUGAUAACUCCUUUAAGGAUUGUAGUAGAUCCUGUACAUCUGCCUUUCCCUUCCUUAACAUUUGAUUCAGUUCUCGUUGGUGAGCUGAUGAUGAUGCAAAUUUGAAAUCCACAUGCCAUUAAUGUGAUGGGAAAACAAGAAGUACAGGAAAGCCAACAUA